Molecule: messenger RNA, 1147 nt
Organism: Salpingoeca rosetta
Lineage: Eukaryota; Choanoflagellata; Craspedida; Salpingoecidae
Exons: 7
Coding region: 102-695 (197 amino acids)
Biological process (GO): sphingoid catabolic process
Cellular component (GO): endoplasmic reticulum
Source: RefSeq, a predicted model, not a curated record
UUUGGCCGCUCCUGUCCUUCUGCUUGCUUCUUGCUUGCCUGGCUUUCACAACUCACAAGUUCUCUCACUCUGCUCUCACACAUCACAACACCACUGCCGCGAUGGGAAUUGGCGACAUGUUCAACCUCGAGAAGCAGCUGGGCUUCUACGCCCAGUAUCACCACAACACGGUGAACUUUGCACUCCACGUUGUUGGCGUGCCCAUGCUGCUGUGGUCUGGCUUUGUCUACUUUGCCGGUCUCUACCAAUGCCCGAUGCCCGAAGUCGCGAAGCCUGCUCUUGAAACAGUUGGACUUGGUGACAUGCCUUUCCACGGUGGCCUUCUCGCCGCUGGCAUCUACGCCGCUGGCUACAUUGCCAUGGAACCCUUUGCUGGCUCUCUUGCUUCGAUUCUCCUUGGUCUGGGCGGCAUCACCUCGUACACCUUCUACUCCACGUCUGAGCACCCUUUCCUCUACGCCACCGCCAUCCAGAUUGCUUGCUGGUCGAUGCAGAUUUACGGACACUACGCGUACGAGAAGCGUGCACCGGCUUUCCUCGACAACAUUUUCCAAAGCUUCUACCUCGCGCCGUACUUUGUGUUCCUUGAGAUUAUGUUCCUGUUUGGGUACCGCCCGGAGCUUGCCAAGCGCAUCUACAACAACGCAGAGCGCGACAUCAAGCAGUGGCGCGCGUCCCAGAAGAAGGCAAACUGAACAGAGCACACCGAAGCUCACCUUCACCAGCACAGGCACAGAGCCCUGACAAAUGAAAUGGGCCAUCACUCAUCCCAGCCCUCCUCUGCCUGAGCCUGCCUGUGCUCGGGUUAUGCUGCUGCUUUCUUUUUUCUGCGCAACUGACAACGUGUUGUUUUCAAUCCCUGUUCCUUUCGUUUGACCGGGGCUUGUGUUUGCUUUCUUCUUUUGCCUACACACUCUUAACACCAGCCCCUCCUUCCUUCCCACUACACGUGUGAUUGUUCUUCUCUGUUACGCGAGUACCCUCCCCACACACACACACCACCAUGUCACAACGACAACGACAAGAGACAAUGACUGACACGCAAACAGUGCAGUUGCGUCUUGCAAACAAGGAGACCUCCAAACACCACCAACUUGCCGAUUAUUUGCUGAUAUCAUUCAGUAUUUAUCUGCAAUCCCACUGGCUG